This is a messenger RNA of Selaginella moellendorffii, 852 nucleotides long. RefSeq names its product putative 1-phosphatidylinositol-3-phosphate 5-kinase FAB1C. The transcript has 2 exons. Gene Ontology annotation, cellular component: endosome membrane. The record is from RefSeq and is a predicted model, not a curated record. NCBI's taxonomy places the organism in Eukaryota, Viridiplantae, Streptophyta, Lycopodiopsida, Selaginellales, Selaginellaceae. Bases 45 to 566 code for a protein of 173 amino acids. Gene Ontology annotation, biological process: phosphatidylinositol phosphate biosynthetic process. Gene Ontology annotation, molecular function: 1-phosphatidylinositol-3-phosphate 5-kinase activity.
GGAAGGUUGAAGAUCCUUUAUAGCAGCAAGGGUCAGGCAUUUCGAUGCGCUGUGGAAGAAAUGCUGCGCUGGUAAGCUUUGGGUGCCGUAAAUCGGAAGCACAGGGUGGAAAGAACGUCGUCUUUUUUGCCAAGCCGAUGGACGACAGAUUCAUCGUGAAGCAAGUGACGAGGACGGAGCUUCUCUCUUUCCUGGAGUUUGCACCGGAGUACUUCUUCGAUUCUCUAGACUCUGGCAGCCCGACCUGUCUGGCUAAGAUUCUCGGGAUGUAUGAGGUGAUCAUAAAGGGAGGCAAGGAGGGACGCAUGGAUUUGAUGGUCAUGAAGAAUCUGCUCUAUGGCAGACACGCUACUCGGCCAUAUGAUUUGAAAGGCUUAGUGCGCUCUCGUUCCAACUCAGAAUCCAAAACAGGACCUGUUGGAAUCACCCAUUUCUUUCGAGAACAAAGCCAAGAGCUUUUGGAGCGAACGGUAUGGAACGACACCUCAUUCCUUUGCGGUAAGCAGUGCUGUUUUGUUGUUUUCUCUCUCUUUUCACGCGUCCAGUUCUCUAUACUGGUUUUGUAGAGCGUAAAUGUCAUGGACUACUCGCUACUCGUUGGGAUUGAUGAAGAACGAGAUGAGCUUGUCUUCGGGAUCAUUGACUUUAUGAAGCAAUACACAUGGGACAAACAUCUGGAGACGUGGUUCAAUGCCUUUGGAGGGCCACCGACUGAUAUCUCUCCCAAGCAGUACAAGAAGCGCUUCUGCAAGGCUAUGUCGACGUACUUCGUGACUGUUCCCAACCCCUCCUUGGUCAUCCAACACAUGUGAGUCUGUUUAGGCAAGUGAAUAUGUUGCUCUUGUAUUUGUU